CACCACACCACACCACACCACACCUUGAUCCACCGGAAAAACAGAAGACUGACGCACAUCAGCCGACCGGCAAAAUGAUGGUGGAUUUGAGCUCGUUCUCAGAGGAGAAAUUUGACCCGAAGAAAUGGAUAAACGGGGCGGUCCAGCAGAGGCACCCGCAGGACCCGAUCGAUAAGCACCUCGUGGAUCUCGAGAUGAAGCUGCAGAUGGCGUCGGAGGAGAUUGCAGCCUCACUGGAAGAGCACAGCUCCGCCGCCCUCCUCCGCGUUCCGCGCGCCUCCCGUGACGUCCUCCGCCUCCGCGAUGACGCCCUUUCUCUCCGGUCUUCUGUCGCCAACAUCUUGCUGUUUCUCAAGAAGGCUGAGGGAUCCUCUGCAGAAUCAAUCGCAACUCUAGCUAAAGUUGACACAGUUAAGCGGAGGAUGGAAGCUGCUUAUGAGACGUUACAGGAUGCUGCCGGGCUGACGCAGCUAAGCUCAACAGUUGAGGAUGUAUUUGCCAGUGGUGAUCUCCCACGGGCUGCAGAAACUCUAGCUAACAUGAGACAUUGUCUGACGGCUGUUGGGGAGGUGGCAGAAUUUGCUAAUAUAAGGAAACAGCUUGAAGUUUUAGAAGAUAGACUGGAUUCAAUGGUUCAGCCACGCCUUACGGAUGCGUUAACUAAUAAAAAGGUUAAUGUUGCUCAAGAAAUGCGAGGGAUCCUCAUUCGAAUUGGGAGAUUCAAGUCUUUAGAAAGUUACUACACAAAACUCCACCUCAAACACAUAAGGAAGCUGUGGGAAGAUUUUGACUCUGGGCAGCAACCUAAUAAAAGUUCAAGUGAGAGGAAUGAGGUAGAAAGGGGCUCAAGUACCUUCGAUUCACAGUCAAGUUCCUCGAAUCUGUCAUUCUCGCGCUGGUUGCCAAGUUUUUAUGAUGAGUUGCUGCUUUAUCUGGAACAAGAAUGGAAGUGGUGCAUGGUUGGUUUCCCUGAAGAUUACAGAACUCUUGUCCCGAAAUUGUUGGUUGAGAUGAUGUCAUCCAUUAGUGCAAGUUAUAUAUCUCGUGUUAAUCUUGCUACUGGGGUUGUUGUUCCGGAGACUAAAGCAUUGGGGAAAGCAAGUGCUCAAAGUUAUGCCUCUGUGCUAGAUCGAGAUACAGCUGCCUGCUUCUUGACUUCCACUACGGUAAACGCCUACAAUAUGUCGAUAGCCAUAGGGAUCCUCAACAGGCGUGCGUACCAUCAGUGGAAGCGGGACGAAGCUUUGACGGAUCUGAAAAAGGGAAAAACAGACACCAAAACCUCCCGAAUCUCAAAUCUAAAAAGCCUCGCAGAAAGGGGACAGAAUUCCGAACCAACGGACGCGUGCCGGGAAAAAUUCCGGCGAGCCACGCGCCCUCACGCUCCGGCGCACCGGCGUGUGGGAUGGCCAGCAGAAAACUCUGGCGGUGCGUGUGGCUUACACGCGCAGCUUCCGGCGGCGAAACUUGGCCGGAAAGUCGAUCUCGAGGCGGAUGAUACACUUAAUUAUUGUAUAGGAAGUUGGCUUGUUGAUUUGUCUAUGUUGGCAGAAACUGGAAGAAACCAGGAGUGUAAUUGGGCCAUUGGAAUCUGUAUAUUAGACAUCUUAUCUGGAGAUUUGCCUAAAGGUGUCCAAAUCCAGACUAAACAUCUAGAGGCUCUGAUAGAACUACACAACAUAACGGGAAGUUUUGCCAGGAAUAUUCAGCAUUUGUUUUCCGAUUCAGAUCUUCAUGUAUUAUUAGAUACAUUGAAGACAGUCUACCUGCCAUACGAAACUUUUAAACAAAGAUAUGGGCAAAUGGAGCGUGGUGUGCUCUCUGGUGGUAUUGCUGGCCUUGACCUCAGGGGAGUGAGUACUCGCAUUAUUGGCGUUCAGGGUGUUGAGCUCAGCGAAACAGUUAGAAGAAUGGAAGAGUCCAUCCCACAGGUCAUCUUACUUCUUGAAGCCGCCACAGAGAGAUGCAUUAGCUUCACUGGUGGGUCCGAGGCAGAUGAGCUAAUUCUCGCUCUUGAUGACGUCACCCUACAGUACAUCUCCACUCUUCAGGGGAAUCUAAAAUCACUAAGAACAGUAUGUGGAGUAGAUUUAGAUACCAUUGGAUCAGACAGGAAGGAAGCAGCUUCACCCGCACGAAAGGUGGAUUUUACAUCGAAUGAGGAGGAAUGGUCUUUCGUUCAGGGGGCUUUGCAGAUUCUCACAGUUGCGGAUUGUUUGACGAGCCGGAUUUCUGUUUUCGAGGCUUCCUUAAGGUCUACGCUUGCCCGAUUGAGCACUAAUCUGUCCCUCUCUGUGCACGGCUCGAGUUUUGAUCGAAAUCAAUCUCGUGUAGCUGACGAUGAUGGACAUGGGGAAUUGUCUACUGCAGCUGGAAAGGCUUCCCUGGAUAUGGCAGCCGUUCGGCUUGUUGAUGUGCCUGAAAAGGCCCGUAAACUUAUGAACCUCUUGGAACAGUCAAAAGAUCCCCGAUUCCAUGCCCUCCCAAUGGCCUCUCAAAGAGUUGCGGCUUUUGCAGAGGCAGUGAAUGAGCUAGUUUAUGAUGUGCUCAUAUUGAAAGUCAGGCAACACUUUCGUGAUUUGUCUCGUCUGCCUGUAUGGUCUUCUGUUGAAGAACAGAGUGCUCACCGCAUCCCAAGCUUUAGCGCCUAUCCUCAGCCGUACGUGACUAACGUUGGUGAAUACCUUCUUACUUUACCCCAGCAACUGGAGCCCCUUGCAGAGGGCAUUUCAAGCAGUGAUGCCAAUGCUGAAGAGGCACAGUUCUUUGCAACCGAAUGGAUGUUCAAGGUGGCUGAGGGAGCUACUGCUCUUUAUAUUGAGCAGUUGCGUGGGAUUCAAAAGGUUACGGAUCGUGGAGCCCAACAGCUAUCUGUGGAUAUCGAAUAUUUGAGCAACGUGCUCUCGGCUCUAUCAAUGCCCACCCCACUCGUUCUCUCCACAUUCCAUACGUGUUUUUCGACCCCAACAGAUCAGCUCAAGGAGCUCGUGAAUUCGGAUUCUGGUAAUCAGCUCGAUCUUCCAACAGCCAACCUCAUAUGUAAGAUGCGUGGUUUUUUUUUCACCCCAAUACUUUAUUCUAAUUACGACAGUGUUUCCUCUUCCAUCGGAAAAUCCAAACCCAACUCCAUUUACAUGGUAACUACAAUGGAGCAAGCGACACCACCACCGCCGCCGUCGUCGUCCAAGAGCUGGAGCAUCCACACCCGCCGCGAGAUCACCUCCAAGUACGAGAUCCAAGAGCGCGUGGGCUCCGGCGCGUACGCCGAUGUUUACAAAGCCCGCCGCCUCUGCGACUCGCUCACUGUCGCCCUCAAGGAGGUCCACGACUAUCAGUCCGCCUUCCGGGAGAUCGAGGCCCUCCAGACCCUUCAGAGCUGCCCAAACGUCGCCGUUCUGCACGAGUACUUCUGGCGCGACGACGACGACGACGCCGUUUUGGUGCUCGAGUACUUGCCCGCCGACCUGGUCUCCGUGAUAAAGGCUGCCAAGAAGGAUUGGGGCGGAGGAAUCAGUGUCGGUGAGGUCAAGCGGUGGAUGGUGCAGAUUCUGGCCGGGGUCGACGCCUGCCACCGCAAUUCUAUCGUUCAUAGAGAUUUGAAGCCGUCGAAUUUGCUGAUAUCUGCUGACGGGGUUCUCAAAAUCGCGGAUUUUGGGCAGGCUCGAAUACUUCGUGCUCCAGGAAUUGUUGGCGAUAGUUCAUAUGAUCAAAUUUCCGAGCAGCCUUCUCCAAAUCAACCAACUUUAUUUCAACCACCAGAGGUUUUUCCCACCCAAGAAGAAGAAAGUCGUUCUAAUCAAGAACAUACAAACAAACCAGGCCGUGAAAAAUCCGUUCUUGAGCCAAAUCCCUACUUUGCAAAUGAUUUUGAUGAAGAGAUUAUUAGCCGUGAUGGGGCUGCUUCAAAUCUCGCCACAUGCACAACAAGUGAUGCAGAGGACCUUUUCCUGCAGCAAUCUUAUUCUUAUGAAGGUGAUGAUUUUGUAGCUCGUGAAAAUGUCCCGCUGCUUACUUCAUGUGUCGGCACCCGGUGGUUUAGAGCUCCCGAGCUACUAUAUGGCUCCACAAGCUAUGGGCUCGAGAUUGAUCUUUGGUCACUCGGGUGUAUUUUUGCCGAGCUCUUUAGUCUAGAGCCGAUUUUCCCAGGCAGUUCGGAUAUUGAUCAGCUGGGCAAAAUUAUUAGUGUAUUGGGCAAUUUGACAGAUGAAGUCUGGCCUGGCUGCAGCAUUCAUCUUCCUGAUUACAAUAUAAUUUCUUUUAGUAAAGUGGAAAAUCCUACUGGAUUAGAAGCUUGCCUCAAGAACCGAUCCCCUGAUGAAGUGCUGAUUGUGAGGAGGCUUUUGUGUUUCGACCCGGCAAGUAGAGCUACGGCUAUGGAAUUGCUUAAUGAUAAGUACUUCAGUGAAGAGCCUUUACCGGUUUUUUUAUCUGAGUUGAGGAUUCCUGCUAAAUUUGGGAGUCGUGAUGAUGAAGAUUCAUCUAUUGAUUGGAAUGAUCAUAGGGAUUUUGGGUCGGAUUCAGACUUUGAUGAAUUUGGCUCGUCUCUUGUGACAACCACAGAAAAUGGGUUUUCGAUCCGGUUUUCUUGAUGUUGAUGGCAAGGGUUUUACCUUGAUUGAUUUUGACUUAUCUCGAGCGGACAUUCAUCAUAUUGCUGUUCAUUCAUUAAUCAGUUGGCUUAUGGACUUUUUUGAAAAGGACUGUAUUUAAGACAAUUGACCGAGUUUCUGAAGACUCGUUAGCUGUUUUUGUUCACAAUUGAAACAUUUCACCACAUGAUGUAAUUGCACUCGGGACUUACAUAUUUUUCAUUUGAUAUAAAGUAUAUUCAUUUUAUAUUCUAUUAA
This is a messenger RNA of Striga asiatica, 4847 nucleotides long. NCBI's taxonomy places the organism in Eukaryota, Viridiplantae, Streptophyta, Magnoliopsida, Lamiales, Orobanchaceae. The record is from the annotation of a GenBank genome assembly.